AUGAAGUCGUACCAGAAGCUGACGCAGCCAUCAGCAUGCCAGCUGGAGGAGGAAGGCGCUGCCCCAGCACCCACCGGCCAUGGGAAGCUGGCCCCAUGCUGGGUGGGCAGCGGGUUGCUGGUGGCUGCUGUGCUGCUGAGUGCCAUCACUGUCUGGGUGCUGCAGCAAGUAUCGGUGGGCUGGCCCCGACCCACGCUGCCCCCCAAAUGUCUCCUGGUGCCUGAAAGUCACCGCUUUGACUGCUACCCGGAGCGGCGCGUGGUGGUGACACAGGAGCUCUGUGAAAGCCGGGGGUGCUGCUUCAUUGAGAGCCCACCGCCGGCGGGGGGCAAGCGAGGGGUGCCCUGGUGCUUCUACCCCCCCGACUUCCCCAGCUACACCCUGGAGAGCCUCAACCAGACAGCGCUGGGCAUGGUGGGGUUGCUGGUGCGGAGGGAGAAGGCCUAUUACCCCCGGGACAUCGAGAUGCUGAGGCUGGAUGUGGAGUUUGAGACGGACAUGCGGCUGCACAUCAAGAUAACGGAUGCGGCCAACCCGCGGUACGAGGUUCCUCUCGAGGUUCCCCGGGCAAAGAAGAAAGCAGAAAAUCCCCUCUACAGUCUGGACUUCUCCUGGGAUCCCUUUGGGGUGCUGCUGCGGCGCAGAGCGACAGGGAUGGUGCUGCUCAACACCACUGUGGCCCCAUUGAUCUUCGCUGACCAGUUUCUCCAGAUAUCCACAUCGCUCCCGUCGAAGUUCCUCUACGGGCUGGGGGAGCACCGUGGUCCCCUCCUGCACAGCAUGGACUGGAACACCCUCACGCUGUGGGCCCGCGACGUGUCUCCCACGGAAUCAUUCAAUCUGUACGGUGCUCACCCCUUCUACCUGCUAAUGGAGGAAGGUGGAGAUGCUCAUGGGGUUUUCCUCCUUAACAGCAACGCGAUGGAGGUGGCCCUGCAACCUGCUCCCGGCCUGACCUGGAGGACCAUCGGGGGGGUACUGGAUUUUUACAUCUUCCUCGGGCCUGAUCCCAACAUGGUCAUCCAGCAGUACCAGCAGGUGAUAGGUUUCCCGGCCAUGCCGCCUUUCUGGGCACUUGGCUUCCACCUCUGCCGCUGGGGCUAUGGAUCCAGCAAUGAGACCUGGCAGACUGUGAGAGCCAUGAGGAACUACCAGAUCCCCCAGGAUGCGCAGUGGAAUGACAUCGAUUACAUGGAUGGGUACCGGGACUUCACCUUCGAUUCCCAGAAAUUUGCCUCCCUCCCUUCGCUGGUGGAAGACCUCCACAAACACGGGCAGCACUACGUUAUGAUCUUGGAUCCCGGCAUCAGCAGCACCAACCCCAACGGCUCCUACUGGCCUUUUGAUGAAGGCUUGAGACGGGGCUUGUUCCUCAACACCACCCAAGGGCAGACACUCAUCGGGCAGGUCUGGCCUGGCUUCACUGCCUUCGCAGACUUCUCCAACCCGGACACGCACCAGUGGUGGCUGGAGAACCUGCAGCGCUUCCAUGCCCAUGUACCCUUUGAUGGCCUCUGGAUCGACAUGAAUGAGCCGUCCAACUUCAUGGAUGGGUCUGAAGAAGGCUGCCCACCAGGGGAGCUCGACAGCCCACCCUACACACCGGCCGUGCUGGGUGAUUCCCUCUCUGCAAAGACAGUGUGUGCCUCAGCAAAGCAGAAAGCCUCGGUGCACUACAACCUCCACAACCUCUAUGGGCUGAUGGAAGCCAAAGCCACGGCGAGCGCCUUGAUCCAGAUCAAGGGGAAGCGCCCCUUCGUCAUCUCCCGCUCCACCUUCCCCAGCCAGGGCCGGUACUCGAGGUACUCGGGGCAUUGGCUGGGUGACAACAGGAGCCAGUGGAAGGACAUGUAUUACUCCAUCCCAGGGCUGCUGAGCUUCAGCCUCUUCGGCAUCCCGCUGGUCGGGGCGGACAUCUGCGGCUUCUCCGGCAGCACCUCGGAGGAGCUGUGCACACGCUGGAUGCAGCUCGGUGCCUUCUACCCCUUCGCUCGCAACCACAACACCCAGAACGAGAAG
Messenger RNA from Nestor notabilis (Kea), 2019 nucleotides. Its product is annotated as lysosomal alpha-glucosidase-like. Gene Ontology annotation, molecular function: carbohydrate binding; alpha-1,4-glucosidase activity. The annotation marks the transcript as partial. The record is from RefSeq and is a predicted model, not a curated record. NCBI's taxonomy places the organism in Eukaryota, Metazoa, Chordata, Aves, Psittaciformes, Psittacidae. The transcript is spliced from 13 exons. Gene Ontology annotation, biological process: carbohydrate metabolic process.